CGCAACCUCGGGAGUCCUUGGCUGGUUAGCUUGCUGUAGGUGACUGAACCUGGGAAGGGACACCAACAAGAUGCAGAGCUGGACUCAGUUAUACCGCUCUCUGGCCACGCGGAGCCACCAUCUUCCCUGCAAACUGCACGGAGCUACAACUGUAUCUGUCAGAACUUAUGCUGACAAAGCAGCAAUUGACGCAGACCUCACAGUUGUCGGCUCUGGACCAGGUGGUUACGUCGCUGCCAUCAAAGCAGCACAGCUCGGCUUCAAAACAGUAUGUGUGGAGAAGAAUCCUACACUGGGUGGAACCUGUCUGAAUGUCGGCUGCAUCCCGUCAAAGGCUCUGUUGAACAACUCCUAUUUUUACCACUUGGCUCAUGGCAAGGACUUUGAAAGCAGAGGCAUUGAAAUCUCAGGCAUCUCGUUGAACCUGGAGAAGAUGAUGGCUCAGAAGAGCGGUGCGGUCAAAGCACUAACGGGAGGAAUCGCACAUCUAUUCAAACAGAACAAAGUGACCCAUGUUAAUGGUUUUGGGAGGGUGACGGGUAAGAACCAGGUGACGGCCACAGCAGAAGACGGCAGCGAGCAGGUCAUCAACAGCAAGAACAUCCUCCUUGCCACUGGCUCUGAGGUCACACCCUUCCCUGGAAUCCAGAUUGAUGAGGACACCAUCGUAUCAUCAACGGGAGCUCUGUCUCUGCAAAAAGUGCCAGGGGAGCUGAUUGUGAUUGGAGCUGGAGUCAUUGGAGUGGAGCUGGGGUCAGUGUGGCAGCGUCUGGGCUCCAAGGUCACGGCGGUGGAAUUCCUGGGCCACGUUGGAGGCAUGGGCAUUGACAUGGAGAUCUCCAAGAACUUCCAGCGUAUCUUACAGAAGCAGGGCCUCAAAUUCAAGCUCGGCACCAAAGUCAUGGGAGCCACCAAAAGGCCGGACGGCAAAAUCGAUGUGGCAGUGGAGGCAGCAGCUGGAGGGAAGAAUGAAACACUGACCUGCGACGUGCUGCUGGUGUGUAUCGGCAGACGACCAUUCACCCAGAGCCUCGGUCUGGAUUCCGUUGGCAUCGAGCUGGACAACAGGGGGCGCGUCCCUGUCAACAACCGCUUCCAAACCAAAGUACCCAGUAUUUAUGCAAUUGGGGAUGUGGUAGCCGGGCCUAUGUUGGCCCACAAGGCUGAGGACGAGGGCAUCAUCUGUGUUGAGGGCAUAGCCGGUGGUGCCGUGCACAUUGACUAUAACUGUGUUCCCUCUGUCAUCUACACUCACCCAGAGGUGGCCUGGGUGGGCAAGACAGAGGAGCAGCUCAAAGAGGAGGGCGUCCCAUACAAAGUUGGCAAGUUCCCCUUUGCAGCCAACAGCCGAGCUAAAACCAAUGCCGACACCGACGGCCUGGUGAAGAUCCUCGGCCACAAGGAGACAGACAGAAUGUUGGGAGCGCACAUUCUUGGAUCUGGGGCAGGAGAGAUGAUCAAUGAAGCUGCUUUGGCCAUGGAAUACGGCGCCUCCUGUGAGGAUGUCGCCAGAGUCUGCCACGCACAUCCCACGGUGUCGGAAGCCUUCAGAGAAGCAAACCUGGCUGCUUCCUUUGGCAAAGCCAUCAACUUCUGAUCCGCCUGCCGCUGUCGCACCUUCAGUGUACAUAACAGAGGAGAAAUGGGUUGCUGUGUUUGCGUCCCGAUCUUCAUCCAGCCCUUUGGGAUCCUCUGUGCUCUCCAACACUUAACCAUAUUUAGAUUUUUAUGUUAUUUAAAUGUUCUCGGCAAAACAAUAAAGGGGGAAUUGGGCAGUAAACAAACACUGGCUGCAGAUCAGUCGUCUUGUUUUCUAAACACAGUUUUUAAGAUCCAAGCACAGCAUAUUAUUUACAGGACAUAGAGAUAUAAAUAUUAUUUUAGACUGGUGGUUGUUGUUGUUUCUCUUGUAAAGGAAGAUGGAAGACAUGUUUGUUUUAUUCAUGUUUUUUAUUUUACAUUGUGAAAUCAAGAUGACAGACCUGAGAGGGAAUCAGUGCAGCAAAUGAGACUUUAAUGACUUGGGUCUGGGACACAAGUGCAACAUGAUUCAGCGUUUGUGUGUACAGAGCAGAAAAAGUGUGUAACUGUUUCCUGCUCUGAUGACCACACUUUGAAAGGACCUGACUCGUUCUUCUUCUUUAUCUCGCCAUAACAACCAAUAAAUGCAGCAUCUAUUGAGUAAAAAUAGUGUUCUGAAAACUUUUUAUUUAAGAGUUUAUUUUCAGUACAGUAACACUGUCCUUCAAACCAAACCAAUACUAUGAUGUGUCAAUUUAGCCCUUGUAAAAAAACGAUUAACGUGACAGUAGCUGAUAUCUUAAAAAUGCUGUGUGGGCUUUCACGGUGAAGUACUUUGGACACAGCCUGUGAAUUUUUCAUGUUGUACAAGUGGAAUUUAUAAAAGAUGAUAAAGGCUUAGAAUUCAAACACUGAAAUACCAUGAAAAGUGCCCUGGCCUGUACAAUAAAUAAUUCUGAGUGCGG
Messenger RNA from Solea senegalensis (Senegalese sole), 2486 nucleotides. It is a transcript of the gene dldh, whose product is annotated as dihydrolipoamide dehydrogenase. Bases 71 to 1597 code for a protein of 508 amino acids. Gene Ontology annotation, molecular function: flavin adenine dinucleotide binding; dihydrolipoyl dehydrogenase (NADH) activity. Gene Ontology annotation, cellular component: oxoglutarate dehydrogenase complex; mitochondrion. The record is from RefSeq and is a predicted model, not a curated record. The transcript is spliced from 14 exons. Lineage: Eukaryota; Metazoa; Chordata; Actinopteri; Pleuronectiformes; Soleidae.